Molecule: messenger RNA, 1590 nt
Organism: Aphidius gifuensis
Lineage: Eukaryota; Metazoa; Arthropoda; Insecta; Hymenoptera; Braconidae
Exons: 6
Coding region: 590-1345 (251 amino acids)
Cellular component (GO): plasma membrane
Source: RefSeq, a predicted model, not a curated record
AAAAGCAGUGCGUCGUCGUCGUCGCAAUAGUUGUUAGCAUCUCCACUCAGUCGGUUCUACAAUAUACUCAGUCAGACACAAGUAAGAAAGUCCAACAAACCAACAACCAUACAACCAAGGAACCGUACAACCAUACAACCAUAGAACGUUGACCCGACAAAGUCAUAACUCUCAUAAAUAGAUAAAUAUUUUGACGAAAAUGGCACAUGUCAUAAUUUGUUGGGACAUAAAUUCAACAUCAAAAUGUCUCGAGUAUGAAAAUCAUAAAAGUGCAUAAGGAUUAUAAUCUGGAGUAAAAAAAAUAAAAAUGUAAUUUUGAUAUUUUAAUUUAGUGAUUGUGUUGAUAAUUGAUACAAAUGUCAUUUUAAACAAUAAUUAAAGAAUAUGGAUAAUUAAUUGAAUGUGUGUUGGACCACUGCCAAGUAUAAUUAUUCACCAACAAAAUAUAUAUAUUAUUAUUAUUAUUAUUAUUUUGGCAUCGCUGCAUAUGUUUUAAAACAUUUUUUUUUUAUUUCAAAAAGAAAUUCAAAGUGGUGACAGUGAUAUUUUUUUGUAUAAAAUUAAAUUAAAUAAAAUAAUAACAAUAAUAAUGGCGAGUCGAAUGAAAGCUCUAUACAGCCAGAUUGUAUUUGAAAGGCGGGUGUUGUUUGGCUGUACAAUAUUAAUUGGUUUAUCAGUAUUUGUCUGGGCAGUUGCAAUAUUUACUGAUCAUUGGUAUGUCGUGGAAGCACAAGACAAUCAAAGCCAAGGUUUGCCACUUGGUGAUGCUGGAAAAGCUGGAAGAAUGCUCAUUUACAGAAAUCAAGGUCUUUGGAAAUCUUGCACCAGUGGAUUAGUACCAAGUCAUGAAAAUUCAAAUCAACAAUUACUACCUUAUCAUGAAUGCAAAUAUCUGGAAAUGUUUCCAACAGAAAUAAAUAUCAUUUCAGAUCCAGGCUUUGAUGAAACUGUUUUAACCUAUGCUAGAACACAAGUGUCAUUUGCUAUUAUCAGCAUGAUUGUUAUGAUUCAAGGACUUUUUUUUUCAAUAUAUACAUUUAGAAAUCCACGUUAUAUGUUUAAACGUCUUGCUGGUGGUAUUCAUUUUAUAACUGCUGCUUGUGUGAUGGUUGUCAUUCAGGUAAUCAUAUCAUCAGUUGAAUACGAGAGUAAAAAUGUACAACAAACAUUUCCCAAAGGUGCAUCAAUGUAUUAUGACUAUUCAAUAGUAUUGGCAUGGUUUGUUUGUCUAUCAAAUGCAUUAGCUGGAUGUUCAUUUAUGUUAUUUUCAAAAAAACGUAAACGUGAUAAAGCACCAAAUGAAGAAAUUGCUAUGGCAGAUGAACCAACAAUAAUUGGUCGAUGAUUAAAUUUAUUUUAAAGCGAGUGUGUUGCCAAAUAAUUAUAAUAAUAUACUAUUUUAAUUCAAUUGUUUUUUUUUUUUCUAUUGAAAAUAAAAAAAAAAAAAAAAAGUACCUGUUGUACAAUAAAUUAUAUUGUAAAUAAUAAACAUUAUUAUUGUGGUUUUUUUAGUUUUAAUUUAAUUGAUUAUUGUAAAAUAUUAUAUUUAUUUUCAAAAUACUGGUAUAAUAAUAAUAAUUUAAGAAAAAA